AUGGAACUCAACUGGCUGCUGUGCAACAAAUGCUUCAUUCACCUGACGGAGUCAGAGCUUCCAUUCUCUAUGACCCAGUGUGGUCACCUGUUCUGCAGGAAAUGCAUCUCCAAAGUUGGAGAUCAGUGCCCAGUCUGCAACAAAACUGGCGUCCAAUCCAUGUGCCUCACCACACCCCUUCCACCACUGAUCGCGCCCAUGUUCGAGGACAUUCUUACAUGGGCAGAGAGAUUGCCAUUGGCAGCUAAAUUCCAGAAGUUUCAGUUGAAUGUUCUGGUGUAUCGUCAGCAGGAACUGGCUAAAAAGUACUUGCAACUGAAGACUGCGUAUUGGCAAAUAAGUAAGCAAUUGGGGAAAUUGAAUCAGGCGUACAACGCAGUGAAGACAGACUACGCUGACAUGAUUGCCCACAGCAACGCUCGAGGCCAGUCCUUCUUCAAGGACCCUCCGAGGAACACUCGAGUGACAUUUGCCAAGCAGAAUAUGAUAUUUAGUAGCAAUCAGUCAGACCCUCGAAAUAUGUUUCGCCCAAGUUCUGGCAACGAGUCUGAAGACUCAAACGUCUCAGGCCCCCCAAUCCGAAGACUGCCUACUCCAAGGACCCCUGAUGGUGUAUUUCUCAUGCCCACAGCAACAAGAAUUCCCAGAUCUGCUGGCACGUCUACUUCUAGCUCUAGAAUGUCCACUCCGAUGUCACUGGACUCUGAUCAGCUUGGCAGGGGGUAUGGCAGUGAUACGAACGCCUACUCCCAGCGUUGA
This is a messenger RNA of Diachasma alloeum, 759 nucleotides long. Its product is annotated as RING finger protein 212B. The record is from RefSeq and is a predicted model, not a curated record. The transcript has 4 exons. NCBI's taxonomy places the organism in Eukaryota, Metazoa, Arthropoda, Insecta, Hymenoptera, Braconidae. Gene Ontology annotation, molecular function: SUMO transferase activity. Gene Ontology annotation, cellular component: synaptonemal complex. The coding region runs from base 1 to 759 and encodes 252 amino acids. Gene Ontology annotation, biological process: reciprocal meiotic recombination; protein sumoylation; homologous chromosome pairing at meiosis.